Molecule: messenger RNA, 3309 nt
Organism: Camellia sinensis
Lineage: Eukaryota; Viridiplantae; Streptophyta; Magnoliopsida; Ericales; Theaceae
Product: alpha,alpha-trehalose-phosphate synthase [UDP-forming] 5-like
Biological process (GO): trehalose biosynthetic process
Cellular component (GO): cytosol
Molecular function (GO): trehalose-phosphatase activity
Source: RefSeq, a predicted model, not a curated record
AGAGAGAGAGAGAGAAUCAAAUUCAAAUGCGAUAAAUGGACAAUCCCUUUACUCUCAUAUGUGGAUGAUAAGAAAAGAAAUGACAUUUUGCACAAAUUAAAAAGAAAAAUAAAAAGAAAAGGAAAGAAAGUAAAAGGGUCUUUGAUGCCAUUGUUGAACUUUGUGUGUUUGAGAGAGAGAGAGAGAGAGAGGAAUCUUUGUGGUAUAUAGGGUGAGAAUCUUUGAAAUUUUUAAUCACACUACUCUCACUUUCUCUACCUUGAAAGGAACUUGAUUGUAUUUAUUGGAUAAAAAGGGAGCCACGUUGGCGUAUAGCUAUUCUCUGUAGGAUUGAGUAUACCCAUAUUCGAUAAUGGUUUCAAGGUCUUAUUCCAACCUCUUGGAUCUUACUUCUUCUGAAUCCCCAAGAUUGGGUCGAGGGGCAAAGAAGCUCUCUCGAGUGGCAACUGUUGCUGGGGUGUUAUCUGAACUAGAUGAUGAAAAUAGCAAUAGCGUUGGUUCUGAUAUUCUCAUUUCCGAUUCUCAAGAGCGAAUGAUCAUUGUAGGCAACCAACUUCCACUCCGUGCACAUCGAAGAUCAGAUAGUGAUGGAGGAGGAUGGAAUUUCAGUUGGGAUGAGGACUCCCUACUUUUACAACUCAAAGAUGGUCUUGGAGAAGAUGUAGAAGUUAUCUAUGUUGGUUCACUUAAGGAAGAAAUUGAUCUGAAUGAACAAGAUGAGGUGGCACAAACCUUGCUUGAAACUUUCAAAUGUGUCCCGGCUUUUAUCCCUCCUGAACUCUUUAGUAAAUUCUAUCAUGGGUUUUGUAAGCAGCAUUUGUGGCCUUUAUUCCACUAUAUGCUUCCUCUAUCACCGGAACUUGGUGGGAGGUUUGACCGGUCACUUUGGCAAGCUUAUGUCUCUGUGAACAAGAUAUUUGCCGAUAAGGUUAUGGAGGUGAUCAGCCCUGAUGAUGAUUUUGUAUGGGUUCAUGACUACCAUUUGAUGGUUUUGCCAACAUUUUUGAGGAAAAGGUUUAAUGGGGUGAAGCUUGGGUUCUUUCUCCAUAGUCCGUUCCCAUCAUCUGAAAUAUACCGUACACUACCUGUCAGAGUUGAACUUCUCCGUGCACUCCUCAACUCUGAUCUUAUAGGCUUCCAUACUUUCGACUACGCACGACACUUCCUUUCUUGUUGCAGUAGAAUGCUUGGCGUUUCUUCUCAAUCCAAGAGAGGUUACAUUGGGCUUGAAUACUAUGGUCGAACUGUAAGCAUUAAGAUUCUCCCCGUUGGGAUUCACAUGGGUCAGCUUCAAUCUGUGCUGGAUCUUCCUGAGACUGAAUCAAAAGUUGCGGAGUUGCGUGAUAAGUUUAGGGGUCAGACAGUUUUGCUUGGGGUUGAUGACAUGGACAUCUUUAAAGGGAUAAGCUUAAAACUAUUAGCUUUUGAACAGUUGCUAAUUCAGCAUCCUGAUAAGAGGGGUAAAGUUGUUUUGAUUCAAAUCGCAAACCCUGCAAGGGGGCGAGGGAGAGAUGUCCAGGAGGUCCAAUCUGAAACUUAUGCAACAGUAAGCAGGAUUAAUAGAGAUUUCAGGCGGCCAGGAUAUGAUCCAGUGGUUUUGAUUGAUACCACACUUCAAUUCUACGAGCGGAUUGCUUAUUAUGCAAUUGCAGAGUGCUGCCUUGUGACCGCUGUGAGAGAUGGGAUGAAUCUUAUACCCUACGAAUAUGUCAUAUGCCGACAAGGAAAUGAGAAGAUAGACGAUACAUUGGGUGUAAACCCAUCAGCACAGAAGAAAAGCAUGCUGGUGGUUUCAGAGUUUAUUGGGUGCUCUCCUUCUCUCAGUGGUGCAAUCCGUGUUAACCCAUGGAACAUUGAUUCUGUGGCUGAUGCUAUGGAUUCUGCCUUAAUUGUCUCCGAGGCAGAGAAGCAGUUGCGGCAUGAGAAACACUAUAGGUAUGUGAGUACACACGAUGUUGCAUAUUGGGCACAUAGCUUUUUGCAAGAUCUUGAAAGGGCGUGCAGAGAUCAUAUCAGGAGGAGAUGCUGGGGUAUUGGUUUUGGAUUAAGUUUCCGUGUUAUUGCUUUGGAUCCAAGCUUUAGGAAGCUUUCAGUUGAGCAUAUUGUUUCAGCAUAUAAAAGGACCAAGAACCGAGCAAUCCUAUUGGAUUAUGAUGGUACGAUGAUGGUGCAAAGUUCAAUCAGCACCACUCCUAAGGCAGAGGCUAUUGCAAUUUUAAAAAGCUUAUGCAGAGACCCCAAGAAUGUGGUCUUCCUUGCUAGCGGGAAGAACAAAGAAUCUUUAUCUGAAUGGUUUUCAUCAUGUGAAAGGCUUGGAAUUGCAGCAGAGCAUGGUUAUUUUGUGAGGCCCAAUCAUGAUGCAGACUGGGAAACUUGUGUUGCUGUCCCAGAUUUUUAUUGGAAACAGAUUGCAGAGCCAGUAAUGCAAUUAUACAUGGAAACAACAGAUGGUUCUACCAUAGAGGCCAAAGAGAGUGCACUUGUUUGGAAUUACCAGUAUGCAGAUCCUGAUUUUGGCUCUUGUCAGGCUAAGGAGCUUCUAGACCACCUCGAAAGUGUUCUUGCCAAUGAACCAGUUUCUGUUAAGAGCGGCCAACACAUUGUAGAAGUUAAACCUCAGGGUGUCAACAAGGGUCUUGUAGCAGAACGCCUCCUAGUCACAAUGCGAGAGAAGGGCAUGCUUCCAGAUUUUGUACUUUGUAUUGGUGACGAUAGGUCAGACGAGGACAUGUUUGAGGUGAUAAGGAGUGCCAUGGUGGGACCCUCGCUCUCACCAGUUGCUGAAGUGUUUGCGUGCACUGUUGGCCAGAAACCAAGCAAGGCCAAGUACUACUUGGAUGAUACAACUGAGAUAUUGAGAAUGUUGCAGGGCCUCGCUGCUGCUUCUGAGCAGUCAUCUAGAAGCAUUUCUUCCCAAGCUUCGCAACGAGUAAUCAUUGACAGAGAAUAAAUGGAGAUCUCUGUGGUUUGGUUUGGUUUGGUUUGGUUUGAUUUGAUAUAUUGGGUUGCCAUUGCAAAAAGAUCCCAUCUUGUAUUUUCUGGUGGGUGGAUGGGGGGUUGAAUUUGAUGAUUUGAAGUUUAUUUUAUUUUGUUUUUCUGUGAUUAUGUAGGUUCUUGAAGUUUGAUCUGGCUGUUAUUGGGAAGUGUGUGUAGUGUCUGUUCCUAGUAGAUUUUACUGUUAAGGUUCAAGCUAUUGUAGCAUCAUUUAAAGGCAUUGCUAUUGGUCUGAACUUGCAUGCAAACUCAUACUUGAGAGCCCAAACAAGGCAUUCGUGGUAAUUUGAAGGCUCCAUUUGUACAUGAAAAACA